CGGCUCCGAAGAUCCGAUCGUCAGUUUAUGCACAGCCUUUGCGGAGUGUGCUCGGGUAUCUUUCUCUCUUCGAUUUGCGAGAAGCUGUUCGCGGCAUUGAAAGCACCUUUGAGACGAGUUCUGUUUUCGCAAAUUUUCGCGAGUCAUUCCGAAGGGUGUCGAAUUCUCAGCAUAAGAUUGCCACCCUUAACUUUUCGGGGGGUGGCAGUGUAUGAGUGUGUGUAAGCGCGAGUGCAACAAAGGUGAUCGCGUAUCGUUCGUUCUUGUCAGAUUCGGUGGAUGCAGAAGAAGACGAAACGGGGAAAUUCGUGGCAUUUCAGGCACCUCCGAGAGUGAAGUGAGACUCCACAAGGCGAUAUAAUUGAAGCACUCGAGUGAAUUUGGUUUCUUCUGGGUGGAAGUGCAUUGCCGGCGUGCUUGAGCAUUGCAUCGCUGCAGCAGUGACAUUUCGUUUCGCUGGUACUGACGCAUGCAAUCGAGACCUCAACCAUCGGGUGGAAUGAAGGAAAGCAACAAAAGCACACGCUGAGCAGCACGGUCACAAUUGAGUAACUCUGCUGGUGGAACACAAUCCUGACACCGUACGUACGGGUGUGCACAUGAAAGUGAAAUUGCCUACCCAUAGCUGCACUUGUGCCGCCAAGGUCGAGUAAGCAGAUUUUUUUUUGACAAUUACCAGUGGGAGUUGUUUUUGGGUCGCCACAAAACCAAGCCAAGAGGUGCGGCGUGCCCUUCACGAGAGUGAUUCCAAUUUUCGCACCAACAAAUGUGAUCAAUCUGAUGAUCGUUUGCCAUUUUCUAAGAAGAUUUGCAAAAAAAACCUAUCAAAUGUCAGCCCAGGAUCAUAAAAAAAUCGCUGAAAAGUAGGUAACUCUCCUUCGUUGAAUAAUCGACAGCAGCCCCAGAGCGUGUGGCUGAGUGAUUGAUACCGACCGAACACCGCCGCAUCAUUGAAGUUCAUAACUCAUUAGGGGGGUUGCCGCAAUAGAAGAAAAACUAGAGGGUGAAAAAUUGCACAUUGUCGAGCGAAUCAAUCGGAAAAUGCGCGUAUCGUGCUGCAGCCCAAAUCUGUAGAAGCCGAAGAAGAAAAAACCCUCUCCGAGCCGUGUGAGUGUAGAGAAGGAGUGUCUCAGUGUUGACGAAGAAAGGGGGUCAAAAUAGAAGAAACUUCAACAGCCGAUCAAGACGAGGAGAAGGAGGAUUUGUUGGAUUCGACCGGCAUACAAUCUUGGAAACGAGCCAUAGGGGCGGCGUGAAAUUAGAAGCAGAAAAAAUCCAGCCCAAAACAUCAGCUGUGCCAAGGCAGCAAACAGAAUCGUCAAGCAUGAGUUUUAACACAACGGCGGUUAUGCAGAUGGCUGACGAAUGGGAGACGCCCUCGCGCAGAACGCUGGACUUCCUAGCUGGUAGCGGUGGUAGCAGUAGCAGAUCUAGCUCGCCAAGUUCCAGCUUCCAGCACAUCCCAGCGUACAACUAUUUCGACGGCGCCGCUCAACAAUACCAGCAGUCGCAUUACCAACCAAAUCCCUACAGUAGCAAUAAGAGAUCCAGUGCCACCAAAGGGCAAGCGGACCGCAACUAUCGUCACAAAAUGUUGGAAAGAGCCGCCUAUGCCAACCGUAGUUUUAUGCAUCAUAACGAGUACGAUCCGUAUCUGCACCAAGAGCAGCAGAGUCAGUCAGUAUUUCCACGUGGUGGAGCAGGAUAUGGAGGUGGAUUCGUAUUCGCAACUUCGCACUACCCAGUAGAUCCAUCGGACCGCAGGAGUGGCGAUAGACGACGCCACAGCUUGCACCAUAUCGCCCAGUUGAGUGCGCUGAAAAUGGAUGACUUGAAGCAACGGUUCGAUGAGUACAGCUCGUCGGCGGCCGUUGGCAGAGGCGGGGUUGCUGAGGGCACCAAAGGGGGAGCAGUAGGCAGAAAUAGACGUUCUAGUCCACGUCGGCAACAGAACGGUAGUCAAUUUAUCGUUGGUGGUGGGGGACGACUUGUUGGCGGCUACAGUGGUAGCAAAAGUUUGGACACCCACGAACGAACGUCACCGACUGAGAACGGAGGCAGCGGCGUCGGCGUCGGCAGCAGACUGAAGGGAACCAGUGCGAAAACACCAAAACGUGGAUCAAGGUCGUCGCAGGGAUCGACCGAUAGUAGUCAUAGUUCUCAUAGCGCUUCAUCCGGCUCGCUACUGUUGACGGUAGCGAACUUGGAAAACUUUGCCAAAAUCCACAAGAAGCAGGAGUCCAGUUACGGCACCAGCAAGGCCAUGGAGGAGUACCUGUCGUCGACGGUGGGAAUCGUACCGGCGGCAGCCAUCAUGGACGCCGUGGGCAGCAAGUACAACAACAAUAUCACCAUGAAGUACGGCGCCCGAGCGGACGAGACCACGGCAGCAUCCGCGGCGACUAUUAUCUCCAUCGAAGAAAUCGAUUCCGAUUCUCCGCAGCAGCAGCAGCACCAGUCAGCAUCGGAUGAGCAGAAGCAAGCGCAUCGCCACUCGCUGCCAUCGUUCCAUCGAUCAGCGAAAACCAAAGAUCCCGAUUCGGUAUCGAUGGCCAGUUCCACGCAUUUCACCAUGGUCAACGGAGUGGGUGGCCCCCAGCGGCUGCCCAAGGGCGGAAUCUGCUCCCGUGGACACCAGAUCACCAUACUGAUCGUGACGAUGAGCAUCGUUUUCAUGGUUGGAAUCUGUGCGGCCGUGUUCUUCCUCGAAAUGCGAGCCAGAGAAAUGCCCAGAUAGAAAAAAACGCCGCGAGGAAGAACGACGCCAUCAAGCUGAACACCGAAAUCGGAACAACGCAAAACAAAACGCUAUAGAUAGAGUUCUUCGGGAAUCAUUAGGCUUCCUGAUCAAAUACCACAACCGACACACGUCUAGCCAUAUUUGAAUUUAAAAUUAAGCGAACAGAAAAUCAUCGAAGCAUCCACUUUGGUCGAAUGUGAUGCCUAACCUAGAGUUGUUCUAAGUUCUAAGCAUUCCUAGUGAAACAAAAAACUAACAUAGUUCUGAGCCAAGCACACUAUUUAUUACAACAUCAAUCUUAAAACGCCGGAAAGAACAUAAAAAGCAGGAACUGUUAAAAACUCAAUAACUACAUUUUCAAUCGCUAUGUCCCUUGUUACAACAUUCCUGAAGUUCAUGCACAAAGUUGAGCAAAACGGCAAAAAAGUGCUAUGCGGUCAGACGAUUUUAGUCAAGAUUUCAUGUUCAUCAGAACGACAGUUCAUCGAAGACCGCUGUAUUAAUCAAUCCUUCCGAAUCAACGUCACAGUUACAUUUACAUUGCCAAUAAGUAGGUUGAUUCGAAGGAAUCCUACCUAGCUAGUAUUAUUAGUUCGGAAAUCCUAUUGGGUUGCGGAGUUCUGGUAUCCAGUAGCCCAAAUUCUUUCCUUUUUUAAACUUGAGUAAAUGUCUAGAAGGCAUUUCCUAUACUUGAACUCCACUGACUAUGCUCUGUCCUUUGUCUUCCCUCAAACGACAUACGCUAUUACAUUAUUAUUUUCUGUGAUAUUUAUUAACUUAUUUAAAUUAUGAACACAAUGAAUUGUGCAAAUAAAUAAAAUGAAUAAUGA
Molecule: messenger RNA, 3570 nt
Organism: Aedes aegypti (yellow fever mosquito)
Lineage: Eukaryota; Metazoa; Arthropoda; Insecta; Diptera; Culicidae
Exons: 5
Coding region: 1325-2737 (470 amino acids)
Source: RefSeq, a predicted model, not a curated record